AAUAAACACAUCAGCACCUCUUUGAAACAUCUCCUUAUUCUUAUUUAUUUUUAAUUUUGUUUCAGGGUGCCAAAAAACCAUUCAAAUCAGUUUUGAAGGCCAAUAUUGGUGAUUGCCAUGCCAUGGGGCAGGUUCCCAUUACAUUCAUUCGCCAGGUUCUUGCCUUGAUUUCAUACACACCUCUCCUUGAUGAUCCAAAAUUCCCUGAAGAUGUCAAGAAGCGAGCUAGAGAAAUUCUUGCAGGCUGUAGAGGUGGCAGUGUUGGAUCGUACACAGACUCUCCAGGCAUUGAGAUCAUCAGGAAGCAUGUUGCGGAAUAUAUUCAAAGAAGAGAUGGCGGUAUUCCUUGUGAUUGGCAAGACGUUGUGUUGUCUGCUGGUGCUUCUGAUGGCAUUAAGGCUGUCAUGAAACUUUUGAUCAAUGAAGAGGGUGGGAAGAAGCCUGGUGUGAUGGUUCCUAUCCCCCAAUAUCCCCUUUAUUCUGCGACUAUUGCUGAAUUCAACAUGAGCCUCGCUGGAUAUUACCUGAAUGAAGAAAAGAAUUGGGGUCUAGAUAUCAAGGAGUUAGAAAGAUCCAUCAGUGAAGCAAAGAAAACAACUAAUGUACGAGCUAUUGUAAUCAUUAAUCCUGGCAACCCAACUGGCCAGGUAUUGUCAAGGGAAAACAUUGAGGAAAUUAUCAAAUUCGCAUACAAGGAGAAGUUGAUCAUUUUUGCUGAUGAAGUGUAUCAAGACAAUGUCUAUGCAGAGGGAAGCAAAUUCCACUCUUUCAAGAAAGUACUAACAGAGCUUGGAGAACCCUAUAGUAAGAUGGAGUUAGCUUCAUUCAUGUCUUGCUCCAAGGGGUACAUGGGUGAGUGCGGACUACGUGGUGGCUAUGCUGAAGUAAUUAAUUUGUGCCCCAAUGUCAAAGCAAUGUACCUGAAAUCAAUAUCUGCCAUGCUGUGCCCUACUGUCCUUGGACAGGCCGUUAUGGAUUGUGUUGUUGCUCCUCCCAAAGAAGGUGAACCAUCAUAUGCUACAUGGAAGAAAGAAAAGGAUUCUGUUCUGAAGUCAUUGAAUGAGAGGGCCAAGCUGGUUGCCGAUACUUUUAAUAGUAUAGAUGGUAUCUCAUGUAACACUGUGCAAGGUGCUAUGUAUGCUUUUCCACAGAUAAAACUACCAGCUAAAGCGAUUGAGGCAGCUAAAGCCAAAGGGCAGGCACCAGACGCCUACUAUGCUUUUGAGCUGCUGGAGCGAACUGGCAUUUGCAUUGUCCCUGGAUCUGGGUUUGGCCAGAAGCCCGGCACAUAUCAUUUCAGGACAACAAUUCUUCCUCAAACUGAAAAACUACGAGAAAUGCUUGAAGGCUUCAAGAAAUUCCACACCGAAUUUGUCAAGGAACAUCAGUAAAUUAAAAGGCUUUGGAAUGCUAGAUUGACAAAUUCUCACUGUGUUGCUUUCCCAACAAACCUUAGAAAGCAAUAAUAUAUAGUUAGGAGCCCAAUUCAUAAAGCUUAUCAUAGUGUGAUUGAUCUAAGUACAAAGAAGCCAGUUAGCAUAAAGCUUUUAACUGUAUCAAGUUUAAGAAAAUAUUCUAUCUGUACUUUUUAGUGAUACAUGUGCAAUGUGUGAAUAGGCUUUGUUGGGAAAUGUUUCUGUUGAAUUUAUAUGAACACAGUAUUAUUUCAAUAGUUCCCUCAUCAAUCUGUUUUUAUUAUUUUAUGCUUUUAUCCAUGUACUUUUGAAGAGACAAUACUUCUGAUAAUCAUAAUGAAAACAAUCCAUGCGUGUUGUAUUGGAGAUCCAGAUAACAUGACAUUUUCUUGUUUUGCAUUAUUCAUGGCUUUUGAAUCGAUUAAGCUUAUCCUUGUUGUAAUGUCCUUUCAAAUUUAGAAAGAUUUUUGUCUUUUAAUUUGUGUGAUAAAAGGAUUUACCCCUGAUGGAUACUUUAUUCAUAAGACUGGUGUAAUAUUUUUAAAUGGUUAUCGGAUAUAAUGUCUAAUGUUUCUGCUAUCAUUAUAAGAUGCGGAAAUUCUUAUUGCUUCUAUGGGUACGAGCAAGACCGUUUUAUUCAGAAUAUAUUCUGUCAUAGUUUCAAAUUGUCAUUCAUGGAUUUUGUUUUGGGGAAAAUGUGUUUUGUACAGAGAGUCCAAUUAUUAUUUUUGAAGACUAGC
Molecule: messenger RNA, 2155 nt
Organism: Frankliniella occidentalis (western flower thrips)
Lineage: Eukaryota; Metazoa; Arthropoda; Insecta; Thysanoptera; Thripidae
Product: alanine aminotransferase 2-like
Exons: 10
Coding region: 123-1391 (422 amino acids)
Biological process (GO): biosynthetic process
Molecular function (GO): L-alanine:2-oxoglutarate transaminase activity; pyridoxal phosphate binding
Source: RefSeq, a predicted model, not a curated record